AUGAAAGUGUUUGGGGGGACGACUCUUCAUAAUACUGAAUUCCUUGCCCUGAACCAGUGCCUAGUGGAGUAUGAAGCAAAGCUGAAGGAGUUAGAGUUGGAGUUGCUUGCCAACCGAGGUGUGAAGGAGCGGAUGCUCAAGUUCGCGAUUGGUGGAGGACUUAUUGGGUUUGCAGUUAUGUCCACUGCAAUUCUCCGUCUCUUUAAGUAA
Molecule: messenger RNA, 210 nt
Organism: Arabis nemorensis
Lineage: Eukaryota; Viridiplantae; Streptophyta; Magnoliopsida; Brassicales; Brassicaceae
Source: the annotation of a GenBank genome assembly